Scomber japonicus (chub mackerel) is the source of this 4612-nucleotide messenger RNA. Its product is annotated as EH domain-binding protein 1-like protein 1. The transcript is spliced from 22 exons. Gene Ontology annotation, molecular function: protein binding. The record is from RefSeq and is a predicted model, not a curated record. NCBI's taxonomy places the organism in Eukaryota, Metazoa, Chordata, Actinopteri, Scombriformes, Scombridae. Bases 219 to 3635 code for a protein of 1138 amino acids.
UUUCUGGUCCGUACAUAGCGGUAUUUCUCACUUUUCCUGUGCGUGAGUCAACUUAUCGCCAAUGAGCGCAAGUCGCAGCUUGUGCGAGGUUCAGCAGCAGCAGAGGACCUUUUAAGGAACGAAGACAGCGGACAAAAGUUGGAUUAUUACUGUGCGGAGUAGUGCGUGAUCUACUUCUUUUCCCUUCGUUGUUACGUUUCAUUUCAUCAGAGGAAGUUAUGACUUCGGUAUGGAAAAGACUGCAGCGAGUUGGUAAAAAGGCGUCAAAGUUUCAGUUUGUUGCGUCUUACCAGGAACUCUUUUUGGAGUGUACUAAAAAAUGGCAACCAGACAAGCUGAGGGUGGUGUGGACAAGGAGGAACAGACGCAUGGUUUCCAAGCUCCACAGUUGGCAGCCUGGAAUCAAGAACCCGUACAGGGGCAUGGUGGUGUGGCCCGUCCCGGAGAACAUUGACAUUUCUGUUACACUAUUCAAGGAGGCCAAUGCUGAUGAGUUUGAGGACAAAGAGUGGACAUUUGUCAUUGAGGGUGAGAACAAGGGGCAUCGCAAGGUACUGGCAUCAGCGGACAUCAAUCUAAAGAAGUUUGCCAGUCCCACCCCGACCCAGACUGACCUGACACUGACGCUGAAGCCACUGUCUGUCAAAGUGGUGGAGGCCACGCUCAAGCUGUCACUGUCAUGUGUCUUCGUUCGUGAGGGGAAAGCUACUGAUGAAGACAUGCAGAGUCUGGCUAGUCUGAUGAGUGUGAAACCCACCGAUAUCGGCAACCUAGACGACUUCAACGAGAGCGAUGAAGAUGAGGACAAGAAAUCUGUCACUGUUACAGGUUCAACAUUCCCCUUCACCCAGGGAAACAAGGACAAAACAUCUGUUGCCAAGGAAGCAGCUCCAAGCACUCCAAGCCGAGGCGAGGGAUCUCCUCAAAAUAACCGGGCCGUGGCUAAUAUUAAAAUAUCCAACCAGCCGCACAGACCAGCAGCCAUCACAGAAAGCAAAGCUGGACAAGGAAGGAUCAGUCCUGCCCAAUCCCGUUCAGAGCUGAUCAUAGCCCCACCCCCUCCAUGGCCAUUCUCCAGCUGUGAAAGCUCCACCUCCCAGCAGCCCUCCACUAAUGUUGUUGCAGCGUUUAUCACUCCUAAACAGCCAAAUGAUAAGGGGGAAACUGAUUUGAAAAAGCCAACUAAUGAGACGAAAAGUAUAUUUAGCUCCUUAAAGACCGAAAAGCCUCCCCUGGCAAUCCCUGAGUCAGACCCUGACUGUGAUGACAUCAUCUUUGAGUCACUUAACCAGAGACAACAAUCAGGGGCCUUGUUUCUGGAAGAGGAUGACUCUAAGCAGGAUACUAUCAAACGGUGUCCUCCGGGUCUGUGGCAACCUCACACUCUCAUAAACCAAGGUUCAUUGUCAAACAUUGUUGCCCCAGAAAAGAAAAUAUCAGCCACGUGUACUCCACCUGACAUCCCCUCAGGCUGUUCCACAGUUCAGUCCUCUGCUUGGGAUAAACCAAUCACAUUAGAGGUCUUGACCCUGGUGCCACCUCCACAGAGGCUGUGUGAUGCAGAGAUUCCUCUAUGGAAAGUGCUAGAAGUGAGAAGUGGGACAGAUACACCUGAAAAAAUCUCUGCCAAGGAGGGUACAAAACCUUUGUGCAGAGGCCCACACAGAGAAGAUGCAGCUGAGGAGCACCAACCAAAAGAUACAGAAAUACAUCCCAUAGUCUCAGCCCCUGCUCAACCCAAUGUACCACCAGCUGAAGAGGAACCCAAAGAGCCAGAGGGACCCAAAGUGGAACCAGCAACCUCACUCGAGGUUUCCCCCAAACCAAGCAAUGAGCGCACUGCUUUGGCACUGGAGCCACUGCUUCCCUCAAAACCAGAACCAGCACUGCGGGCGGAACCAGUUCUCCCGCCAUCAGGAAAACCCCAACAGGAGGGAGCAGAUGAGGAGAAACCAGUUGACGACAUGUCCAGUGGUCAGGAGAGUCUCAUUGAAAAUAAGGAGCCAGUGUUUGAGGCUGAAAAGCAGCUGUGGGCGACCGUGGAGGAGACCACAGCGGAGGCAGGAGUGGAAAGAGGGAUGGAAAGUAGUGAGAGCACUGAAGAGAAGAAUGAGAAGAAGGAGGAGGAGGAAGAGGGUGGUGUAAUAGGGGGCCUAAAAGGCAAACCAACAGACAUCCCUGAUGGUGGAAAGAAGGAACCGCCAUCGCAACCUGAAGAAACCUCCAACACACAUCCCAGUGAUAAACACACUGACACACACAUCUCCACAAAGCCAGCUGUAGACAUCCCUGACAGCAGCACCACUCCUCCUACCCAUCACUGUGAUGUGAAAACAUCUAGACUCCCUACGUUACAAGAGGAAGAAACCUCUGAUGUUAAAACCCCUGGUCCUGGUCCAGUGGUCAGAGAGGAGGCUGAUGGGAAGGACGACACAACAGAGGCCCUGGUGAACUCCAGCCAGUCGUUGCUCCAGUGGUGUCAGAGCAUCACCAAUGGUUACCAGGGGGUAAAGGUCACCAACUUCAGCACUUCCUGGAGAAACGGCCUGGCCUUCUGCGCCAUCCUGCACAACUUCCAUCCAGAUAAGAUAGAUUUUGACCAGCUGGACUCCCAUGACAUCAAGCUCAACAACAAGAAGGCAUUUGAUGGUUUCGAGGCACUGGGCAUCUCUCGUCUGCUGGAGCCAAGCGACAUGGUUCUUCUGUCUGUCCCUGACAGGCUCAUAGUCAUGACCUACCUCAGCCAGAUUCGCUCGCACUUCACCAACCAGGAGCUGAGUGUGCUGCAGAUAGAGCGCAAUAGCAGCCAAUCCAGCUAUGGCCUUGCCCUCUCUGGUCCCUCUCCCACUAACGUUGAUGCUGCCGCCUUCUGCAUGGCCAGACUGAAUGAAGGAGUAAGUCUAGAAGAAGGAGGGAGCAACACAUUAGUCGUCCCGCCACCGAGAACCAAACGACUGCUUAAAGUGGAUGAGUCAAUAACCCCAGUCCCACCUCCAAGAUCUGCCACAAAGGUAGUUAAAUCUGGACUGGCACAGGAGGAAGAAGCAAAGACUAACUCUACCACUGAAAACACUAAUACAAAGGAGUUGCAGAGUGCAGCUAUGAAUCAGCUUUCAAAACCAGAAGAGGAAACAAUGUGUCUGCAGGACACAAGUCAGUAUGUGCUGAGUGAGAUAGCAGCGUUGGAGACGGAGCAAAAUCAUAUUGAUAGCAGAGCUGCUGUGGUGGAGAGACGACUGCGAAGCCUCAUGGAAACAGGAAGUGACCGUGAUGAAGAGGAGAGGCUGAUUCAGGAGUGGUUCACUCUGGUGAACAAGAAGAAUGCUCUUAUUCGCAGACAGGACAACCUGGAACUACUGCAAGAGGAGCAGGAUCUGGAGAGGAGAUUUGAGCUUCUGACCAGAGAACUACGGGUCAUGAUGGCAAUAGAAGACUGGCAGAAGUCAUCCGCUCAGCAGCAGAGGGAGCAGCUGCUCCUCCAAGAGCUAGUGUCUUUGGUCAACCAAAGGGAUGAGAUCAUAAGAGACAUUGACGCCAAGGAGAGAGGGGCAAUGGAGGAGGAUGAGCGUUUGGAACGUGGCCUGGAGAUGAGGAGAAGAAAAUACAGCAACAAAGACAAAUGUGUCUUACAGUGAGAAGAGAGGAGAAGCACAAACAGCUUUCCCUUUGUUUGUUUUUAAGUGCCUUUACUUUCCUGAAGAACUGUUCAUACAAAACAAGUCCCUGAUGGGCAAGAUAAGAGCUGCAAACUGUCAUCUUUCAAAGUGUUUUUUAUCAAAGUUUCAUUCUUUACAGUUUGUCUUAAAGUAAUAGUAUUAUUUUUAUUUAUUGAAAUGAUGUAUCAAAGUGUUGUACAUCUAUUUGCACAUAUGGUGUUUUGCGUGUUUGUGUGUACUUUCUUCUUAAAGUUUGUUCUGUUUGAACACUGUUUUUUCUUUUUUAAAAAUAGGUUUCCCUUGUCGUGAAAUCAGGCCAAAAUGUGCUAUAUCCUGUCAUUUCAUUUUUAUGGUUAAUAGUUUACAAUUGCUCAUAAUCUGCUUACAUUACGGAAUCUGUGUUUGUGUUACAUUGCCAUUUCAACCCCCCUCCCGAAAAGGUGUUAACAUGCAAAGACAUUUUAGAUAAAGAAUUGCAUUUCGCGUCAUGAGCUGGACUCAAACCCACAAUAUUGUGAGUAGAGGGUACUGUACAUGCUUUCAGUUUCAAGAUGACCACCCACAUCUUCAACAUCACGUUUGAUAAAAGCAGAUAAAAGCAAUUCCACAUAUUGCAGUUUCAUAUUUGGUUGUUUUUUUGCUAGAUGUUGAAUGUGUUCUUCAAUCGUGUGUGCACACGAAGGCUGCUCACAGGUUAAACCUUUUAUUUCUAGUGCCUGGAAUCAACCACAGUAUGUGUGGUUGUGAUGUUCAUACCAGUUUGAUUCACAGAAAUCAACAUUCCCUAAUUUCUGUGAUGUUUGACUACUGCAUGCAUGCUUUUUGUUGUGUGCUGAUGAUUAAGUGGUACUCUGCUUCACAUCACUACUGUAUAGCUGUUACACACUGUGUACCUGAUGUUGCUGUCUGUAUUUAUGAGGUGAAUAUAUGAUGAGGAAGAAUAAAUAGAGUUUGUU